Molecule: messenger RNA, 1161 nt
Organism: Rosa chinensis
Lineage: Eukaryota; Viridiplantae; Streptophyta; Magnoliopsida; Rosales; Rosaceae
Source: RefSeq, a predicted model, not a curated record
UUAGUCAGAGCGAUGGGAGAAGAGAGGGAGGGACAGUAGACAGAGAUGAUGCUGAUGAAGAGUGGUGGCGGCGCGGCCAUGGCUGUCCCUUGCAGACCGCCCAUGUGCUCCGCCAUGGCUUCCAAUAUCAAUUCAGAAAACCUACGUGCCCAACUGGGUCACCUCCAUUCUGAGGCUGAGACCACCAGAGACAAAGCUAACAAUGCAAGAUUGAGGCUUCUGCGACUGUCAGAGGCAGCUGAGAAGCUUAGACGGCAAGCAGCAAUCAAUGUCCAGUCUGGGAGGGAAGACGAUGCUAGGGAAAUGCUCUAUCAGAAGAAGAAGGUCAUGCAGGCAUUGGAGAAGUCAAAGAAACGCAUCGAAUUGCUUGAUGAGCUUUCCGUGAAGCUUAAUGAGGCAAUUUCUGUAAAAGAGAGGCAGCUAAUUGGAAAUGUCGCUUUGGAUCUUGAAGUUGUCAGACAAGAUGCUUUCAGUCCAGUUCGAAUUGUAUCCCCAACACCUGAAGAUGCACAAGAUUUGGAUGAGGUCGAAGAACUUGUCCCCAAGGGUUCGAAGCUUACUGAUGACCAAGAAAACUUGUUCCUUACGGAGAAUCAAGCAAGCUUACCUGUUGAGCCAGAAGGAGACAAUGUUCGAAAACCUUUAAAGACAGGAGUUUGGAAUGAAGAUGACAUAAUUAGUAGCUUACAGGGAAUAACCUCUUUUGAGAAUUUCUUGGAGCAUCUGGACAAUAAACUUAACAAAAUUGAAGCAGAACUUGUCACUGUAUUAAGGAUCUCAACCUUGGUAGUGGACAACCACGAGAGCAAAAAUUUCAAGGUGCAACAGAUAAUGGAACUUAUUGAGAGUGUAGGUGGCAUUAGACAGAGAAUUUCAAGUAUCAAGCUGGCAGAUGUCGAGGUCAGAUAAAGUUUCAGUUCAUUCAAGCUCUAUUAUCUGGUUUGGCCCUACAGUUGAAAGCAACAAGAUUUAUUUCCGAGGCCACUUAAGCUUGAAGACUGCCAGUAAAUUUUCUUUUUUCUUCUAUUUUGUUAAAGUCUGUGCUCUUGAAUAUGCAAACUUUGUGAUUAGUGAUGUGUAUCAAACAAAGGCAAUAUUGAUAACCUUUUGUUACAGUAAAUAAAAGUAUUUAUGAACGGAUUAUUAAUUUUUAUUUUUAUU